Molecule: messenger RNA, 1071 nt
Organism: Puntigrus tetrazona (Sumatra barb)
Lineage: Eukaryota; Metazoa; Chordata; Actinopteri; Cypriniformes; Cyprinidae
Exons: 6
Coding region: 110-934 (274 amino acids)
Molecular function (GO): S-adenosylmethionine-dependent methyltransferase activity
Source: RefSeq, a predicted model, not a curated record
CACGGUGUUGCACGCAGAGAAGGAGGUUGGAUUAAUGCAUAACUCCAGGGGCAGUCUAGUCUCGUGUUCGUCUGCUGCUUUUGACUAAAAGCAGCUCAGGAAGAGGCAAAUGGCUCAGAGGCAUUUCGAGGGAAAAGAACAUGCCGAAUCUUACCUCAAGUUUCGGGUGUCUCCUCCUCAGGAGCUCAUCGAUGAAGUGCUGAACUUCCUUCGAUCAAGAACACGGGACUAUCUCGAUCUGGCAGUGGAUGUGGGCUGCGGUUCAGGACAGGGCACUGAGCUGCUCGCUCCUCACUUUCUCACUGUGGUCGGGACAGACAUCAGUCCAGCUCAAAUAAAGGUAGCUAGUGGCAAAGAGCAUGCACCGAAUGUGUCUUACAGAGAGAGCCCUGCAGAGGAGUUGCCUUUUGAGGAUGAUGUAGCUGACUUGGUUACAUCCAUGGCAGCAGCUCACUGGUUUGAUCAUCCACGCUUCCUGAAGGAGGCAGACAGGAUUCUGAAGCCAGGAGGCUGCCUCGCUCUGCUCAGCUACACCAUGGAUUUUGAGCUGGAAUAUAAAGAAAGCACCUCCAAGCUCAAUGAAAUUUGCGAAGAGUUCUAUGCAGCCCUGCUCCCUUUUCGGAAAGCUUAUUUAGGAUCGAGCUCUCUAGAGGUCUACAAGAAGAUCUAUGACUCUGUGACAUACGAUGAUAAAGAAUGGCAUAAAUGUCUCAGGUGUCCAACUGUUAUGCCACUGUCAGGGUUUAUUGGCUUUGUUGAAACCUUUACUUCCUAUCAAGGUUUCCUGGAGAAAGAUCCUGUUGAGGCCAAAAGACUGUCUCAGACCAUCACAAACCGGUUGUUGGAAGCAAUGGGAGCAUCAUCGACUGACACAGAAGUAACAGUGAUAGUGAAAUAUUUCUAUGUCUUGGCCUCUAAACCACAGAUGUCCUAAAACAAUCUGGAAUCAUCUACGUUGUCUGUGUCUCAAUAUUUCUAAAUCAGAAAAAACAAAACAAAAACAAUAAACCAUUUUUGUUUUAUUUCUGUUCUGAACAUUUUGAACAAUAAACACUUAACAUCAAACCUGAA